Messenger RNA from Lutzomyia longipalpis, 676 nucleotides. RefSeq lists its product as uncharacterized. The transcript has 3 exons. Gene Ontology annotation, molecular function: protein binding. The record is from RefSeq and is a predicted model, not a curated record. NCBI's taxonomy places the organism in Eukaryota, Metazoa, Arthropoda, Insecta, Diptera, Psychodidae. The coding region runs from base 68 to 550 and encodes 160 amino acids.
CCCUGCCAGGCUGCGGAAUUGCUUCAUUCCGGAAGCAUCCUCUCUGUAACGUUUUCCUCACCCAAUAAUGUUGUGCACAAAGCUAACUGACCUUAAUACGGACUGUCUACUCCAUAUUACAUCGUUUUUGGAACUAGGCGAUUUACUUAACUUUGAGCACACCUGCAGGCGGAUGCAACAGAUUGCACGGAUGCAGUAUCGGAAGUAUGCUAAAUUCACAUUGCUUCUGAGGGAGGAAAAUGGGGAAUCAGCGAGAAUCCUAAGCAGCAUCGGUGAAUUUAUUAAGCAUUUAGAAUUUUCUGGUGGUUUUGCCAUCAGCAGAGGGAUUACGGAGAGAAUCCUCACGGAUAUUGUGACUUUCUGCACAAAUAUGCAUAUGAUUACCCUCAGGUAUUUUACACUGAAUAGCAGAGAAAAGGCAGAGCAGGUGCUACUUCUUGAAAAAUGUGAAGCCCUACAGGUGAUUUGUUUGCAGAAUUGCGAUGUGAAUAAGGAACUUCUUGAAGGAUAUGACGAACUGAAGCACUUGGAAAUUAGAUACCAAGAAUAGAUCUUUAUUUUCCCGGAAUGAAAAUUCUCAGACUGCAUUGAAUACAUAAAUUCCAUAAAUUGUACAAAACAAAUUUUCUAGCCAGGUGCAUGAGAAAAUUUUUAUUAAAGAGGAAUAGAAACUUUA